UGCGCGCAGUGCAGAAACACACCUUUGCGAGGGUUGUCUAACCACAAAUGUGUUUGGAGGGGAGCGACGGCUGGGAUUCUGAUUCUGGCUGGCUACUUGCAUAGUCGGGACACGCGAGACGAUUAGAGGAGAAACAAGCCUGUCACUGCGUGGCAUUGUGGAGUGGCGAGAGAGCCCCUGCCCAGAUGAUGAUAAGUGGCGGCAGCCAAAGUGCAACUUUCCGGACGGCACGCGAGAUCUCGAGUGCCAGACGGUUGUGUCGGCGAGGUUGAAACAGCGCCAAGAAGGCCGGUCCCAACUCAACCAUAGCGGGAGGGAAAAAGCAAUGAGGAUUUUAAGUUCAGAAUCCAAAAAAAAAAUAAAAAAAUAAAAGAAAAGAAAGGAAAUGCAGACUAAAAAAGAAAAAGAAAAUAAAAAUAAAAACAGCUGUCAACAGUCAAGCGCGUCAUUCCAGAAGAUGAUCAUCGCGCUACCAACCACCAUCACAACCUCAACUCGCGAACUAACCGCGUCCACUGCAGCUAAAGCCUCAAUGGUUUGCCGACGACUCACUAGCAACACCUUGCCGAGAGAAAGGCGUGAUUCUUGAGUUGAGAGCUUACCCACUAACUUUACUCGCGAAGUUGUGGGAAACUGGCCUUGGUGCCGGGCGUUUCUCUGGACGAGCGCCGGCUAGCAGGUUCUUCCUGGUGUGGUCGGCUGUCGAGGGAUGAUACCUGUCGCCGCCGGAGAUUGAUGCGGUGGCUCACGGCUAAAUGUUCAGGAGGCGCAGAAAAUACCUAUUAUUCCUAGAGA
Molecule: messenger RNA, 795 nt
Organism: Coccidioides immitis RS
Lineage: Eukaryota; Fungi; Ascomycota; Eurotiomycetes; Onygenales; Onygenaceae
Exons: 3
Coding region: 386-589 (67 amino acids)
Source: RefSeq, a predicted model, not a curated record